AUGCGGCCAUUUGGCCGUAAAUGCGAAGCUGGGCUGGUCGCAAAUGCGACCUUUGGCUCGCAAAUGCGAAGUCCGGAUUUUUGGACAGUGUUCGCAAAUGCGAACAUUUUCUCGCAAUUCCCCCAGUUCGCAUUUGGACCUCAAUUUGAGUUGCAUAGUUCAUCAAUGCAUCUUCUGGAAAACUGGCAGUCAAAAUACAAAUGUUGUACUGUUUCAUCUUGCAUUCCAACUACAUCAUCGGAUACAGAGAUUUAUAAAAGAUUGCUUCCGCUCUACUUUCCUCGGGAUAAGCAUGAAGAGGAAGUUGCCCUGUUAAAACUUCCUGCAGAUGUUGGGGAUGAGAAUGGGGAGACAACUAUAGAUGAACGUAAAAUUAGAAUAAAACCGUUACCGAAUGCAAAAAAAUCCAGUCCAAGGGUUCCGCAGGCCUCUGUUGAUCUUUCCGUCAGUAAUGUUGGUUUGACCAGGUUAGUGAUGAAUUCUGCAUCCGCUUUAUAUUAUACAUAUAACAGUCACGUGGGUGAUAUAAGGAAGUCUUGAAGUUGGUCAAAGUUCCAAAACUGAC
Molecule: messenger RNA, 565 nt
Organism: Nicotiana attenuata
Lineage: Eukaryota; Viridiplantae; Streptophyta; Magnoliopsida; Solanales; Solanaceae
Product: protein GDAP2 homolog
Exons: 3
Coding region: 1-540 (179 amino acids)
Source: RefSeq, a predicted model, not a curated record